Molecule: messenger RNA, 2876 nt
Organism: Monodelphis domestica (gray short-tailed opossum)
Lineage: Eukaryota; Metazoa; Chordata; Mammalia; Didelphimorphia; Didelphidae
Gene: BDKRB2
Product: bradykinin receptor B2
Biological process (GO): calcium-mediated signaling; vasoconstriction; cell chemotaxis
Cellular component (GO): membrane; external side of plasma membrane
Molecular function (GO): C-C chemokine receptor activity; C-C chemokine binding; bradykinin receptor activity
Source: RefSeq, a predicted model, not a curated record
CUGAAAGAUGGCUUGUUGCUUCAGUUUCCAGCGUGCUUCAGAGGAGCGAGGAGCCUGGCAAGUUCCAGACGGCACCCGAGAGGGGCUGCGUGUGUGCCGCGAGGAGCCAGUGCAUUUCUCCUAAGCAGGUCAAGUCAAAGAUCCCUAGAACCCAAGGAAUUCUGGAAUCCUUAGAAUCAAGGAAUUCAAUCUAUUAAGAGCUACUUCCCAAGUUCCAAGUUUCAUGGAAAUGCUUCUGGAUAUGGCAAGUGCUAAAAUGAUCAAUGGCACACAAGAAGACCUUCCACUUGGAAUUAAUGAAUCAUUAUUCAAUGAGACUAAGAACAGCUUGUGUUCUCCCGAUGAAUUUUGGGAUUCCUUUAACACAAUCCAGACCCCAUUCCUCUGGAUCAUCUUUGUAAUGAUCACAGUCGAAAACCUGUUUGUUCUCAGUGUUUUCUGUUUGCACAAAAGUAGUUGCACAGUGCCUGAAAUUUACCUGGGGAAUUUAGCUGCAGCUGACCUGAUUUUAGGUGUUUGUCUCCCUUUCUGGGCCAUUAACAUUGCCAGCAACUAUGACUGGUCCUUUGGAUUGGUUCUCUGUAAAGUGGUGAACUCCACUAUGUGCAUGAACUUGUAUAGCAGCAUUUUCUUCUUGAUGUUGGUGAGUAUUGACCGAUACCUAGCUCUGGUGAAAACCAUGUCUAUGGGCCGAAUGCGAGGUACCUGCUAUGCCAAAUUCUACAGUUUCAUCAUAUGGCUUUUUGCAAUAAUAAUGAGUUGCCCUAUGUUGAUUUUCCGUUCCCUAACGAACUAUGACGAGGAAGGCCACAACGUCACUAUUUGUUUCCUCAACUACCCGUCAUCUAAAUGGGCAGUCUUCAACAAUGUUCUCCUGAACAUCGUAGGCUUUGUGCUGCCUCUCUGUGUCAUCUCUUUCUGCACUGUGAAAAUCAUCCAUGUUCUUCAGAACAAUGAAAUGCAGAAAUUCAAGGCAAUCCAGAGAGAGAAGAAGGCUACCAUCCUUGUCCAGGUGGUCCUUCUGUUCUUCGUCAUCUGCUGGCUCCCUUUCCAGGUCAGCACAUUGAUGGACACCUUCUAUCGGCUGAACUUUAUUUCAGACUGUCAGACUAAAACAACUUUAGAUGUGUUUACACAGAUAGGAACAUAUGUUGGUUGUAGCAACAGCUUCCUGAACCCUCUGGUAUAUGUGAUUGUGGGGAAAAGAUUCCGGAAGAAAUCUAAGGAGGUUUACAAGAGAUGGUUCAAGAUUGCGCGAUGCCAAUCAGACUCAAUCCAAACAGAAAAUUCACUGAGCACUUUGAAGACCUCCAUAACAGUGGACCGUCAGAUUAAUAAAAUAGAUAGGCAUCUAGAGGGUACUGAGUAAUCUGUUUUAUUUUAUUUUUAAAAGACUGUAAAGCUACGACCUUACAUAUGUUCAUGAGCCACUCUCAAAAUGUACUAGCUAAAGUUGGGGUUAGUAGAAAAGCUUUCAUUUUUCUGGAGGUUCAAGAGCAGUGAAGAGAGGGGGAAAAAUAGCAACUGGUCACUCAACUCUACAUCCACCUGACCCCUCAUCUCUCCCGCCCCUGUACAGCAUCAUGGAUCCUCAAAAGAAAUCCUAGGCCUGGAAGCUCUCAUGCCUUUUCAGUGACAGAGCAGUCAAUUCCUAGUAGGGGAUUGGUCAAAUUAUUUUCUCUGAGUUUUUAAUCUGGCUAUGGUUCCUAAGGAUGAGAUCCCUGACUAAUGAAGGCUCAUCUCCAAGCUCAAUGAAGAAGUUGUUUGGGAUAAAAGAAAUCAGGGAAAGAGAAAGGAAGGAAAGAGAGAGAGAAUAAAAGAGAGAGAGAGAGAGAGAGAGAGAGAAAAUGAGGGGGAGAAAGAACACAGAAAAAUGGAAUGUGCUAAGCCAAAGUCAGAUAUUAAAUGUUGGUGCCAUCAUAUUGGCACCAUCAUGUUGGGACCACAACCUAUUAGAGUUGGAAGGAAUCUUUGAAUCAUGGAAUAUUAAAUUACAAAAUACUCAAGUAGGAAGGAAAUUUAGAACAUUGAAUGGUAAAGCAAGAAGGAAUUAGAGACUGAUCUAGGUGCAAACUUCAUUUUACAGAUAGAAAAACUGAGGUCCCCAGAGGGUUCAUUAAUUUAGCCAAGGUUACACUCUAAAGGGCAUGUGAGUGUUACCAAAAUGUUGCAAGAUUUCCAAGGAGGAAGAGGUCAUUUUGAACAGGAGCAAUCAGGGAUGAGAUUUGAACUGAGCCCUGAUUGAUGAGUCACUUUGGUAUAGGUCUGCAUGUUUACAAAAAUCAGUUGUGAAUCACAAAGAUACAUUUCUAAGGUAUAAUUCCUUUUCUUUUGGUGCUCCUGACUGCCCACCUGGUCCUAUUAGCUGGAGAAGAAAUAAUAACAAUAAUAAUAAUAGCUGGUAUUUAUAUAUCACUUUGUAAAGAUAAGUGCUCUCACAUACUUCAAGUAGAAAUGAGAAGUAUCGUCAAUACAGUGUUAAAAUAUAUGUAUUGCCAUGAUGUUUAUAUGUCAACAUGUAUAUAUUGAUAAGUGUGUAUUGAAGGGAAAGGUAGGAAAAAAGGAAGUGAAGCUCUUUGUAGAACAUUUCAUUGAAAGCACAGAUGAGCCACAAUGGAAUGGUUUUUUAUUAUUAUAAAGAUAUUUUACUAAUUACAUGUAAUAACAAACUUCCACGUAAGUUUUCCAAAGUUAUGUGAUCCAAACUGUCUCCCUCCCUCCCCUCUUCCCUCCCAGAGCUGGCAAAUAAUUUGUUCUGAGUUAUACAUGUAUUAUCACGCAAAACAUAUUUCCAUAUUGUUCAAUUUUGUAAGAGAAUGAUCAUAUAAGGCCAAAAUCCCAAAAUAAAAACCCAAAUAAACUUCAGUGAAAAAUAA